AUGACUGCCUCGGUUGCCAGCGCCGUUGAGCGCACUCCCGUCGAGAUUUGGAGUAGAAUAUUCGAGUUAUAUCUAGGUCCAUCGCUCCUUGCUAAUCCAGACAAGAGGAUGAUGAGUGGAUGGCGCAAAAUGUACGAGGCCAACACCCUAUUGCAGGACUACAUAGACGCAGAACGACAGAAGAACAUACUUAGACUCGUAUGUCACUCCUGGAAGCGGCUGGCAGACACUCUGGGGGACAGAUUCGUCGUCAGUCAUCUCGACGAACACGACUGGCCUCCUGGCCGCAGCAAGCAGAAUGCAGAUUACAUAUCCUAUCACAUUUACUCUCCUUGGCUUGAAUAUGAGCUAGUCGGUAAUUAUGGAUCCCGUGUAGGUGCGCAAGAGUGGAAGGACUGGAAUAGUCAACCAUUCAAGAUCACCCCCCAUCUCCCUUUUGCUCCAUACACUUCAUUCGUCGGCCAUUCGUUCGAUAUUUCGGAUCUAGAUUCCACCGUGGAACCAGCAAAUGUCCAAUUCCUCAGCAUAGGCAUUCGUUCAGAUGUUUUCCACCAUCUCGCCCUCCCCCUUUUCCACAACGUCCUUUUUCUGGAUCUCUUCGUUAUUUAUCCUUUCAAAGAUUCGGGAACAAAUAUGAAGCGCAUGCUACCGAACCUCGACUGCCUCCUACUGCGCGUGCGGUUGCAAGACCGUCCCUUCAGCCCGAGUGUAACCCUCUCGGGUUGGUAUUUUCCCAAGCUCUCAAGAUUUGAAUUCUCUACAGAAUAUGAAUCUGGGGUGUCUUCAGCCGUAUCCAAGGACCUUGGUGACUUUGUCCAAAAGCACAUCUCUCUUCAGCAUAUCAACUUGCCAUACGACGUUUGGGACCAACAAGGGAAAUUUAUCGACUGGCAGCAUCAUAUUCGCCUCGAGUCGAUGGAACUCGUCAAUCUUUCUUCCCUCCCAGAUAUUCUUCCUCCCUUACGCCCUCACUUAGCAUCGCAAGUAAACAAAGAUGGUACACGCUCACCAUUUAUUACGAUUAAACUGAGAAUACAUCUAAGGGAAGAACCACCAAGGGCGCUGGUCGCACGGCUUUUGCCUCAUCACGACCUACUCGCAAAUGUCGUCCUUCUCAUGGAGCACAGCUGGUUCCAGUUACUGAUGGGAUUUGACGGGGCGAUCAACAGAAUCUUGAGCCGCAGUCAUAUCAUCGACACCGCCGCUUGGAUCUACUAUAUUCGGAGAAACGUGCGGAUAUGUUCAUUGUUAUAG
Messenger RNA from Serendipita indica DSM 11827, 1254 nucleotides. NCBI's taxonomy places the organism in Eukaryota, Fungi, Basidiomycota, Agaricomycetes, Sebacinales, Serendipitaceae. The record is from the annotation of a GenBank genome assembly.